GGUCUUCUUGGACAUCUGAGUAUGUCCCACAGAUAUACACUUUUCCAGUUCCAUUGCGGAUCCCAGUCACUCUCGGUGCCCUCGGAAGUCAUUAUCCCGAUUUCCACAAACUCAAAAGGACUCAAUCCCCAACUGCGUAUCCACGACACAUCCUCACAACUUUACUUUACCACCAAAUCCAAACAUCCAAACAUCCAAACAUACGAUCUGCAUAAAGUAUCCAUGUAUGUCUUCAUCGCAGACCUCCUCACGCCAAGUGACAUACCGGCAAUGGCGUACAUGUCCGCAUCUCCCCUGUCCGCUGCCCUACCCCGCAUUCUGCGUUAGCAACUCCCACGACAGGCAUAGAUUAUGAUGAUCAUCCAGAACAAAGCACAUUCAAGAGAACACGAAGAGAUGCACAGAGGAGGGGGCAUUGUAACGUCGUAUGGCAUCGUGGACAAUGGGCAUAAGUGGAGACUUCGGGUUUGUACAAACAAGCUGGAGACAGGUAUGAAAGAUGUCUACACCCCAGGAAUUUGGAGAUUCUUAUCUUCUCUUCGGAAUCGAGUCGCGCGUUGUGAGAUUUCUUCACAUCGAAACGUUAGCCAUGAGGGUUUUAUCACAAUGGAGGGCUCUACUCCUGAGUCUAGUAAUAGUGGCAGAUGUUGGAAUUGGAAGUCAGAUAGAGAAGGAAUUUGAUGUUUUUAAAUACGUCGAUCCAUUCAUUGGAACUGCGAAAGGAGGUCAUGUGUUUCCUGGGGCGACUUUACCCUUCGGUAUGGCAAAAGCAGUUGCAGAUGUAAACAAUCCCGAUGAAAAGCAAGGAGGGUUUGCCUCAGAUAAUUCCGAUAUCACAGGAUUCUCUCAUAUGCACGAUUCCGGCACGGGUGGUUCACCAUCACUUGGAAAUUUCCCAUUAUUUCCUCAAACAGGUUGUCCUGGAGAUAUCUUGAAUAAUUGUUUCUUCACCAAAACCGAUCGAGCAUCGAGAAGGAUUAAUGGAACUGCCGAAGCCCAUCCAGGAUACUUUGCCGUAUCGUUAAACACUUCGAUUCACACUGAAGUAACUGUCACAAAUCAUACCGCACUAUACCGGUUUACUUUCCCUUCGAAUUCGUCGUCUAAUGAUUCCCCACUCAUCUUAGUAGAUCUGACGGAUUUGCCUGAGUCUCGAUCAAAUGGUUCAGUCCAAGUCGAUCCAGACACCGGAAGACUGUCCGGCACCGGAACAUUUAAUCCUUCAUUUGGAAUUGGAAGCUAUGAUUUGCAUUUUUGUGCCGAUUUCAAAGGUGCAGAAAUCCGAGACACGGGAGUUUUCAUAAAUAACCGCGCUGGAAGUGAACCCAAGAAUCUAAGUGUAACACCCGAUGGCAUAAACUCACCUCCUCUUCCCGCCGGAGCCUGGACACAAUUUAAAGCACCAGCCAGCAAUCAAAUCCUUGCUCGAGUAGGUGUGUCAUUCAUCAGCAUCGCAAAAGCUUGUCAAAAUGCCGAGAACGAAAUACCCGAUUUUGAUUUCGAGAAAGUGUUGACUGCUGCUGAAGAUGCGUGGAGAGAAAAACUUUCGGUCAUUAGUGUUGAUGCUACAGGUGUUAGUGAUGAACUCCAAACUGUUUUUUGGUCUGGCACUUACAGGGCCAUGAUUUCACCACAAGAUUAUACUGGGGAGAAUCCAUUGUGGGACAGCGAUGAACCUUAUUAUGAUUCCUAUUAUUGUAUCUGGGAUUCUUUUAGAAGUAUUCAUCCCUUGUUGACUUUGUUGGAUCCAUAUAGUCAGACACAAAUGGUGAGGAGUUUGAUUGAUGUUUACCGUCAUGAAGGAAAACUCCCGGAUUGUCGAAUGUCGCUUUGUAAAGGAUUUACUCAGGGAGGUUCGAAUGCAGACAUUGUUUUAGCAGACUCUUAUGUCAAGAACAUUACUCAGGACGUGGACUGGGCAAUUGGUUAUGAAGCAGUAGUAUCCGAUGCCGAAGAUGAGCCAGCAGACUGGUCAAUAGAAGGUCGAGGUGGUCUUACCAGCUGGAAAAAUCUCGGUUACAUUCCCACCGACGACUUCGAUCCUUACGGAGUAGGGCCUAUGACUCGCUCUAUAUCCCGAACAGUAGAGUACGCCUACAACGAUUUCUGUAUUGCCGAAAUAGCCCAGGGACUCGGCCAAACUGGCGACGUAGAAAAAUAUCUUGGACGCGCCGAGAAUUGGAAAAACAUGUACAAAGCGGACCAAACCUCUUACGUUAACGGAUCCACCGACGCACCCGACUCUAUCGUCGACACUGGCUUCACCGGGUUUCUUCAACCCCGCUACCUAAACGGAACAUUCGGCUACCAAGACCCUACUCUUUGCUCCCCCCUCUACAACUUCACAUCUUGCUACCUCAACCCCAACGGCCACGAAACCUACGAAGGCAGUUCUUGGAUGUACACCUUCUUCGUCCCACAAGACAUGGCCUCUUUGAUAACCACUCUCGGCGGUCCCUCCCUCUUCAUCUCCCGUCUCUCCUACCUGCACACCUCAGGCCUCCUCUACAUCGGCGACGAACAAGCCUUCCUACCCGUCUUCCAAUUCCACUAUGCCGGACGCCCCGGCCUCUCCGCUUACUUCUCACACUUCUACAUCCCAUCUCAAUUCAACACCACCGUAGCCGGUAUCGCCGGAAACGACGAUUCCGGCGCCAUGGGCUCCUUCACCACGCUUUCCAUGCUGGGCCUCUGGCCCGUCUCAGGCCAAAACGUCUACCUCAUCACACCGCCCUACUUCCCAGAAGUAAGCGUCAAGAAUGGACAAUCGGGCAAAGUCGCAACGAUCAAAAACAUCAAUUUCGACGGCGCGUAUGAGAAUAUCUAUAUCCAGAGCGCGAAACUCAAUGGCGAGACGUGGACCAAGAAUUGGAUAACGCAUGAUUUCUGGCUCGAGGGAGGCACUUUGGAGUUGACGCUCGGGAGGAACGAGAGUACUUGGGGAACGGCGGAUGAAGAUUUACCGCCGAGUGCUUCGACUACGGAGUGGUGAGAUUGUGUGAGAGGAGAGAGGAUGUUAAUGACAGAUGAGAGGUUUGGUAGGAUUAUGGAAUGAUUUAUUUAAGCAUUUGAAAUUCUAUCAAUCCUGUUUAACUCAAUGUGUAGAGGGUUUUUUUCUCAGGCCAGGAAGUAGAGAUGUAAUCUUAUUGUUAAUAUGAAUAAUCUCACGAGUAUUAAAUUUGAGUUUGGAAUACACCA
This is a messenger RNA of Botrytis cinerea B05.10, 3198 nucleotides long. RefSeq lists its product as hypothetical. Bases 500 to 2992 code for a protein of 830 amino acids. Gene Ontology annotation, molecular function: peptide-N4-(N-acetyl-beta-glucosaminyl)asparagine amidase activity; carbohydrate binding. The transcript is spliced from 7 exons. NCBI's taxonomy places the organism in Eukaryota, Fungi, Ascomycota, Leotiomycetes, Helotiales, Sclerotiniaceae. Gene Ontology annotation, cellular component: nucleus; cytosol. Gene Ontology annotation, biological process: glycoprotein catabolic process; protein deglycosylation; carbohydrate metabolic process. The record is from RefSeq and is a predicted model, not a curated record.